CCAUUUGGUGACCAGGAUGGGGAGCAAGUUUUUGUACAGCGUGUAGUCCCUGAUACCAAUCAAGUAUUUGUAAGAUUGGCAUCAAAUGGGGAUAGGCUUUGCACUAUUAAAACUGUUGGAGGUUCGUCAAUAACUGCUUUUCUGGUACAUGAGUGUGAGGGAUCGAGAGUUAAUUCAAGACCAAGAAGGUUUCUGUUCACAGGCACUUCUAAUGGAACAGUUCAGAUGUGGGACCUCACAACAGCUCUGGAUCAGUACCAUGCGAACUUCACAUCUUCAAAUCUUUUACUGAGUAAUCAAGCAAGUAAUGCUGAAAAAACAACUGGUACUGUAUCCUCUUCUGCAGCAGCUGCUGCUGCUUCUUCUAGCACAAACACAAUGCUGUUAUCAAAUCGAUCUCAUGGAACUUUGCGGCAAGGACCAACACCCGAUGAACUCCUCCGUUUGAUUGAUGGUUGCGAGAUUUGUUGUGCAAGUUUAAAUACUACUCCAUCAAAUACUCCACACGCGUCUUUUGUACAUUUGCCAGAACUCGAUUGUCAUCGCUGAUA
Molecule: messenger RNA, 551 nt
Organism: Thelazia callipaeda (thelaziosis nematode)
Lineage: Eukaryota; Metazoa; Nematoda; Chromadorea; Rhabditida; Thelaziidae
Source: the annotation of a GenBank genome assembly